Molecule: messenger RNA, 1424 nt
Organism: Falco peregrinus (peregrine falcon)
Lineage: Eukaryota; Metazoa; Chordata; Aves; Falconiformes; Falconidae
Gene: MTHFS
Product: methenyltetrahydrofolate synthetase
Exons: 3
Coding region: 206-832 (208 amino acids)
Biological process (GO): folic acid-containing compound biosynthetic process; tetrahydrofolate interconversion
Cellular component (GO): mitochondrion
Molecular function (GO): 5-formyltetrahydrofolate cyclo-ligase activity
Source: RefSeq, a predicted model, not a curated record
CGGGCUGCCCCUCCGGCACCUCCGGCCGCUACCCGGGCCCGGCGGCCACCCGGGCCCGGCGGCAGCGACCACGCGGCCGGCCGGCCGUCCCCCGGCGAGCGCGGCCUGGCGCCGGGCCGCCCCGGGAGCCCUGCUCGCCAGCGCCGCCGCCGCCCCCGGGGCCCGCCCGGGCGAGACCGGCGGCGCGGCCCGGCUGGCUGGGCGCAUGGAGCGGCCGGGGGAGGGCGGCGAGAUGGCGGCGCUGCGGGCGGCCAAGCGGGCGCUGCGCGGGGAGCUGCGGCAGCGGCUGCAGGCGCUGGGCGCGGCGGAGAAGCGGCGGCAGUCCCGCCUGCUCAGUCGCAAGGUGAUUGGCCAUCCCAAGUACCAAGAAUCCAAAAGAAUUGCAAUCUUCCUGAGCAUGCCAGAUGAAAUCCAGACAGAAGAAAUCAUUAAGGACAUUUUUAAGCAAGGCAAAGAGUGUUUCAUCCCACGUUACAAGCCUCACAGCAAUCACAUGGACAUGCUGAAGUUAUCAUCACCUGAAGACAUUUCUUCACUUACUUUGACAUCCUGGAAUAUUCUUCAGCCUAGUGACGAUGACAGUGCAAGAGAGGAAGCUCUUGCUAGUGGAGGUCUUGACCUUAUCUUCAUGCCAGGCCUUGGGUUUGACAAAAAAGGCAACAGAUUGGGAAGAGGGAAAGGAUAUUAUGAUACCUAUCUUGAAAGAUGUAUGAAACAUCCCAGUGGAAAGCCUUACAUGAUUGCGUUGGCUUUUAGGGAACAGAUUUGUGAAUCGGUGCCUGUUGCAGAAAAUGAUGUCCAAGUAGAUGAAAUCCUUUAUGAAGACUGCUGAAAGCAUCUUGAUACCAACCCACCUUCAGACUGACCAACCAAAGAUGUCAUAUACAUCAAACAUGAUUUAAGAGUCAUAUGUGACUUUGGGAGCAAUAAGAUACACUAUUUGUAUUUGAACCAAAAAAAACCCACAACAGUGUAAAUGUGGUAAUAGUAGUGAUGAUUGCAUUGAUUUGCUUCUAAUUAGCAAAUAUCUGGUGUGAAUUCUUAUUCUAGAAUCAAUAGAAACAAGAAUGUGUGACUGUUUAUUACAGUAAGGACCAUUUCUUGUCAUCAUGUGUUUGAGGAACAAGCUACUUGAUACUUAACAGUUUUAUUACUCCAGUUUAAAAGUAAACUGUCAACUAAUGGCAUUCUGGAAUUAGACACUUGUUGUGGUAAAAGUUCUUAGUACUUAAAUAUUAUUUGCAUCCAUGAGCAAAACAAGAAACUGCCAGUUAAGUCCUGUAGUAAGCUGGGCAAAAAAUGGUGAUUGGAAAAAAGCCUUAAUUGAUUUUAGUGUAUACAAUAGUUUUGACUGUUUACUUGGCUCGUAAAAUUGUUUUAAAAUAAAGGGAGUAUCUCUUAAUAGAAACAGAUUCCUGUCCAUA